CGAGCGUCAGUGAUCCAAGGACAGAGCGGAGGGGCUCGCGAGCAUCAGGUCACCUGGAAUUUCGCGAGCGUCGCGAGCCCGAACCGAAGCAGAGGAGACACGGACCCGGAGCAACAGCACCGAGCCCGGGCUGGAGAACCGGGCUGUCCGUGACGAUCCGACCCGGACCUCAGCGAUCCCGGUGUCACGGGGCUCCAACGGCUCUCUGUCAUAAACAGCAGCAGCCUCAGACCCACGGACACACCGAACCGGGCCCACGGAAACACGGGAGGAGAAAACAGAAAUCAACAGGAGGCCGAGUAACGGAUCCAGAACCCGCAGGACCGGAUCAUGGAGCUGCGCGGCGUGCUGCUCCUGGCCGUGCUGCAGUGCUGCUCGGUGGCGCUGUGCGGCUGCGAGCCGCGACUGGUGAACGUGGGCGCCGUCCUGAGUCAGAAGCGCUACGAGCAGGUGUUCAAGGAGGCGGUGAGUCAGGCCAAUGCUCUGUACGGGAAGGACAAGUUCAAGAUGAACGCCAUCUCCGUCACGCACAAGGCCAACGCCAUCCAGAUGGCCCUCUCCGUCUGCGAGGACCUCAUCUCCAACCAGGUGUACGCCAUUCUGGUCAGCCAUCCUCCACAGUCCAACGACCACCUGACUCCAACGCCUGUCUCCUACACCGCCGGUUUCUACCGAAUCCCUGUGGUCGGCCUGACGACACGCAUGUCCAUCUACUCUGACAAGAGCAUCCACCUGUCGUUCCUGAGGACGGUGCCUCCAUACUCCCACCAGGCACAGGUGUGGUUCGACCUGAUGAGGGAGUUCAGGUGGAACCACAUCAUCCUGAUCGUGAGUGACGACCACGAGGGCCGAGCCGCCCAGAAGAGACUGGAGACCCUGCUGGAGGAGCGCGAGACCAAGGCUGAGAAGGUGCUGCUGUUCAGCCAGGACACCAACCUUACCGCCCUGCUGCUGGAGGCGAAAGAUCUGGAGGCCCGAGUCAUCAUCCUCUCUGCCAGUGAGGACGAAGCUGCACUCGUGUACAAAGCCGCCCGGCAACUCAACAUGACCGGCUCCGGUUACGUCUGGCUGGUCGGAGAACGGGAGAUGACCGGCAAAGCUCUGAGUGAAGCUCCAGACGGCCUGCUGGGCCUCCAGCUGAUUAACGGUAAGAACGAGUCGGCCCACAUCGCGGACGCCGUGGCCGUGGUGGCGCAGUCUCUGCAGGAGCUGUUUGAGAAGGAGAACAUCACUGAACCUCCACGGGGCUGCGUGGGAAACACCAACAUCUGGAGGACCGGGCCACUCUUUAAACGGGUGCUGAUGUCAUCAAAGUACCCUGACGGCCUGACAGGACGUAUUGAGUUUAACGACGACGGCGACCGGCGCUUCGCCACCUACAGCAUCCUGAACUACCAGCAGAAACCAGGUCGCCUCGUCCAGGUUGGAGUCUUUAACGGAACACAGGUUGUGAUGAACCCUCAGAGGAAAAUCAUUUGGCCUGGAGGAGAGACAGAGAAGCCAGUCGGAUACCAGAUGUCAACCAGACUGAAGAUCGUGACGAUUCAUCAGGAGCCAUUUGUUUACGUGAAGCCAACGAAGAGCGACGGGACGUGUAAAGAGGAGUAUACCGUCAACGGAGUCCUGAUCAAGAAGGUGAUCUGUACUGGGCCCAACGGGACCAUACCAGGUCAGCCCAUCGUCCCUCAGUGUUGCUAUGGUUUCUGCAUCGAUCUGCUCAUCAAGCUGGCCAUGAGUAUGAACUUCACCUAUGAGGUUCACCUGGUGGCUGAUGGGAAGUUUGGCACGCAGGAGCGAGUGAACAACAGCAACAAGAAGGAGUGGAACGGGAUGAUGGGGGAGCUGCUGGGAGGCCUCGCCGACAUGAUCGUCGCCCCACUCACCAUCAACAACGAGCGCGCUCAGUACAUCGAGUUCUCCAAACCCUUCAAAUACCAGGGGCUCACCAUCCUCGUCAAGAAGGAAAUCCCUCGCAGCACUCUGGACUCGUUCAUGCAGCCGUUCCAGAGCACACUGUGGCUGUUAGUUGGUCUGUCGGUCCACGUGGUGGCAGUGAUGCUUUACCUACUAGACCGGUUCAGCCCGUUCGGAAGGUUCAAAGUGAACAGCGAAGAAGAAGAGGAAGACGCCCUCACCCUGUCCUCGGCCAUGUGGUUCUCAUGGGGAGUGCUGCUGAACUCUGGGAUAGGAGAAGGAGCUCCCAGGAGUUUCUCGGCCAGGAUUCUCGGUAUGGUGUGGGCAGGGUUCGCCAUGAUCAUCGUAGCUUCAUAUACUGCCAACCUGGCAGCCUUCCUGGUGCUGGACCGGCCUGAGGAGCGCAUCACUGGCAUCAACGACCCCAGGCUGCGUAACCCGUCAGAUAAGUUCAUCUAUGCCACAGUGAAGCAGAGCUCGGUGGAUAUCUACUUCAGACGGCAGGUGGAGCUGAGCACCAUGUACCGGCACAUGGAGAAGCACAACUACGAGAGCGCCGCCGAGGCCAUCCAAGCUGUGCGAGACAAUAAGCUUCACGCCUUCAUCUGGGACAGCGCCGUGCUGGAGUUCGAGGCGUCGCAGAAGUGCGAUCUGGUGACGACAGGAGAGCUGUUCUUCCGCUCCGGAUUCGGGAUCGGUAUGAGGAAGGACAGCCCGUGGAAACAGAACGUGUCUCUGGCUAUUCUCAGUUCUCACGAGAAUGGCUUCAUGGAGGAUCUCGACAAGACGUGGGUUCGAUACCAGGAGUGCGACUCCAGGAGCAACGCCCCGGCCACCCUCACUUUCGAGAACAUGGCGGGUGUAUUCAUGCUGGUUGCUGGAGGCAUCGUGGCCGGGAUCUUCCUCAUCUUCAUCGAGAUCGCCUACAAACGGCACAAAGACGCCCGCAGGAAACAGAUGCAGCUCGCCUUUGCUGCUGUCAAUGUGUGGAGGAAGAACCUGCAGGAUAGGAAAAGUGGUAGAGCAGAGCCCGAGCCCAAACUGAAAACCUCUUUUAGGUCCAUCACCUCGACCUCCGACCUCAAACGGCGUAGGGCCUCCGGGGACACCACGCCGUACCCAACCGACAUCACCGGCCAGCUCAACCUAUCAGAUCCCUCCGUCAGCACCGUGGUCUGAGAGAGCGAGGGAGAGAGCGAGCGAGCUUCACUGCUGCUGCUGAGCCACACAGAUGCACACUGACCCUCUGGACACACAAACACACACACACACACACACAGAUGGACAGGAAGGACGAUGUAAUGACAGCAGGGCUUUUGGACGGUAUCCCAUAGUGACACACACACACAUUUAUCUUUAUUCCUUAUGGGGACUGAAAAGCUGAUCUGGAACCUUAGUGCUGACACUGAACACUUUAAAGCAUGUCCCCAUAAUGCAGAAAUGUCCCCAUGCUGUAGAAAUGUCCUCAUAAUGCAGAAAUGUCCUUAUUAUACAGAAAUGUCCUCAUAAUGCAGAAAUGUCCUUAUUAUACAGAAAUGUCCUCAUAAUGCAGAAAUGUCCGCACACUGUAGAAAUGUCCCCACAAAAUUUGCCUAAAUCACAGGACCCCACAAAAAUAGCAAUAGAAGCAUUUACAAACAUUAAGCAGCACACACACAUUUUUACAAACACACACGCCAUCUGUCACACCAACUCCCACCACACAAAGCAAACACACACACUGUACAAAGACACACACAGACAC
Molecule: messenger RNA, 3658 nt
Organism: Oreochromis aureus
Lineage: Eukaryota; Metazoa; Chordata; Actinopteri; Cichliformes; Cichlidae
Gene: grin1b
Product: glutamate receptor, ionotropic, N-methyl D-aspartate 1b
Exons: 21
Coding region: 331-3093 (920 amino acids)
Biological process (GO): chemical synaptic transmission; regulation of membrane potential; ionotropic glutamate receptor signaling pathway
Cellular component (GO): synapse; plasma membrane; NMDA selective glutamate receptor complex
Molecular function (GO): NMDA glutamate receptor activity
Source: RefSeq, a predicted model, not a curated record